This is a messenger RNA of Pristis pectinata (smalltooth sawfish), 4900 nucleotides long. RefSeq names its product BEN domain containing 3 (gene bend3). Bases 174 to 2726 code for a protein of 850 amino acids. Lineage: Eukaryota; Metazoa; Chordata; Chondrichthyes; Rhinopristiformes; Pristidae. The transcript has 4 exons. Gene Ontology annotation, cellular component: heterochromatin. The record is from RefSeq and is a predicted model, not a curated record. Gene Ontology annotation, molecular function: DNA binding. Gene Ontology annotation, biological process: rDNA heterochromatin formation.
GUCACGGAGCGGACACCCGGAGAAAAAAACACGGGCCGCCGGCCGCAGAGAGAGAGAGAGAGAGAGAGAGGGGAGGGGGGAGCAGCGCCGCGCCGUGCGAGAGCCGAGCGGAGCGGGCUCAGGUAGCGCAGCCACUGACACGGGUAGAUGCGGCGGAGCAGAGCAGGUAGACAAUGAACAUUACAGAAAAGAAUGAAGAGCCUGGAUUCAGAGCACCAUUCAGAGGUCUAAACCCUUCAGUCAAUAAGGAUGAAGAGUUGGGAAAAGGAGAGCUUGUGGCAAAAGUCAAUAUUGAUGUGGUCAAGACAGAAGUAAAUGUGAAAGAUGAUGAUGAUAUGGGUGAUUUUAGCCCAGACAGAGCUGCAGAGACCAGCAGUAUACAAGGCAUAGCAAAACGGAAACAUAUGCAGAAUGGUUUUAGUGAGGUGACCACAGAACAUGAAAACCCCAUCAUCUUCAAAAGGAGAAGAGUUAACUGUGAGGAUAUGUUUGCAAGUUUGAGGGGCACAAACUCUGUAGUGUCUUCCCAGAGAUUCCUGGAAGGUGCAAGCAAAAUCAAGGACACCAGUUCAGCUCUGCUGAUGGAAAAUGAAGACACUCUACAGGCCAGACACUCAUUCAGGAAGCCCUUGUACAGCAUCACACAUAAAAUAUCAGACCGGCGAAACGUACAAACUAUGGACCAGCACGUGUCAGUUGAGGCUUCAGACAGAUCUUACCUCAACAGUCUCUUACAGCAACGAAACCUUACUGAUGCUCACAAGAAUUAUUCUUGUAACCUAUCGGCCCAUGUUGCCGAAAGUGACUCAACCCUCUACUCCUUAAUCCACAAAAUGUUUUUCACACUCAACACUUUGAACUCCACCAUGACCCAACUGCACAGCAAGAUUGACUUGCUGUCGUUAGAGGUGAGCAGAAUUAAAAAGCACGUGAACCCUGGUGAAUCAGUGGUGGAGUUCUUGCCACCUGCAGAGUACCAACUCAACAACGCUGAGCUGAAGCAGGUACUAGACCAGAGCUCCUCCCCUGGAGACUUUGCCUGUCGCUUACUCGUGCAGCUCUUUCCUGAGCUCUUCACCGAAGAUGAGGUCAAUAGGGGUUGCAAUGUCUGCAGGUUCACGUCUGAGAAGAAACUGGACACCCUUCACCUCCAGCUCAUCAGAAACUAUGUUGAUGUCUGUUAUCCAUCGGCCAGGAAUGGGAACAUCUGGCAGGUAGAAUGCCUGCCGCAAAUAAGUGACUUUUUCAACAGGUUUUGGGCACAGAGGGAAAUGGAGAGUAGUCAGCAGAAUGCCAAGGUGAUCAACUUUUAUCAGGCAGACCAUGGCUUGGAGCAGCCCCAGCCUAACUGCUACAUCGAUGACAACGCACAAGAUGAAGGAUUGUCCAUGGACUCCUCCAGCAGCAUAAGCUCAGACUUGGUUUUGGAACCACAGGAAGUAAGCGAGUACCUGGAGGAAGCUUCAUCUCCUGGAGAGUUUGCCAUCUUGCUGGUCCAUCGAUUUUUCCCGGAGCUUUUUGACGCAAGAAGUUUGGCGUCACAGUCCAGCUGUUAUGGCUCGUCCGAGAAGCAGGCGCUUGAUCCACAGAGGAUGCAGGUUAUUCGGAAGUACACGGAAAUCUACUUUCCUGAUGUGCAAGACGACGAGGUCUGGUUGCAUCAGAUCGUCCGUAAGCUGGACGAAGAGCUGGCAAGCGUCCACUCUGAUGGGAGUGAGUCCGAUGUCUAUAGAAACGAAAGCCGCUGCUCCUCCAACGUCUCCAUGGUCGGAAGCAGUGAGAGCUUCGACUUUGACAAAUCCACACAGAAGUUAAAGAAAGUCUGGCUGAAGCCUGUCGAUUUUAACAGCCUUGUGAUACCCCCUCCAGACUUUGACGUACCUUGCCCAGAGCACAUGCUCGACAAGCACCAGUUAAAAAACAUCUACGAGAACAGCCUGUCCAUUGGAAAUUUCGCCUCCCGCUUGUUGGUGAGGCUGUUCCCCGAGCUCUUCACACCAGAGAACCUGAGGAAGCAGUACAAUUGCAGUGGCUCCCUCGGCAAGAAGCAGCUGGACCCGGUACGGAUAAAACUCAUUCGGCACUAUGUGCAGUUGAUGUAUCCCAGAGCCAAGUGCGACAAGGCAUGGAACCAAGAGUUCGUAUCGAAGCUGGAUGAGAGGUGCCGGCGAAGAGACACCGAGCAAAGGCGCGUUUACCAGCAGCAAAGAAAGAAGUCCAUCAUCAGCAAUGAAAAGGAGGAGCCAGCAGUUUCAGCAGUCCAGCCAGAGCAAGUCAGAAAGGAAGCAGUGCAGACAACGCCAGAGAGAACAGAACGGUACAACAGAAAUUUUUGCAAAGUGGCACUCAAUGAACUGAACAUCCCUCCUAUUGAUUUCCCAGUAUCAAAUAAAUAUCUACUCUCCACUAAAGAUUUAAAGGAAAUAGUGCAGGACAGUCUGUCAGUUGGGAACUUUGCUGCCCGACUUCUUGUCAGGAUCUUCCCAGAGCUGUUUACAUCUGAAAAUCUCAGACUACAGUACAACCAUUCAGGUGCAUGUAACAAGAAGCAGCUGGAUCCAGUCCGCUUGAGGCUUAUUCGGCAUUAUGUGGAAGCAGUUUACCCUCGGGCCAAGAGUGAUCAAGUUUGGCACCUGGAGUGCAUACCGAGCAUCGAUGAGAGAUGCAGGCGGCCAGACAGGAGGAAGUCCAAGAUUAUGGGGAAGUCCAAGGAUAAGAAAAGUUAAACAUACUCUCAGCCGUCCUUAGAGAUAUCAAAUUGGGUUUUUAAGGAGGUUUACCACAAAAUAGUGACUCAUUUGUAAAGUUUACCACAGGCGCAGAUAAGCUAAAAAUAUUUUUUAAAACUUCAAAAGAACCGUAAGUGCCAGCUCAACAGAGAACACACACUUGGAGUUUCCACCUCCUUGAUUAUUUUGCGUACAUUUCAUUUCUUUUCAGUGUGGAGUACUGAGUUAUUUCAAAGAAUGCACCAUCUCUUUUCUGUUGGUGCCACCCAGAGCAAAAUCAUAAACUAAAGAUAAUCUGUCUUCACACUUGAUUCGGUCACGGGGGACAAGAUUUCUGCUCUGCCCAUCCCAGUGUGGAGUUAACCUCUCAACGAGGACUGUGGUGUUUCUGUUAAACUCCAUUGGGGAAGGGAUCAGCUAUUGGGAAAAUUAGUGAGGUGGUGCCUUUGAGGAUCCAUGGAAACAGUUCCCAGCAAGAUGUUAUGAGGGGAGUUGAGGUUUUGACAUGCUUUUGAGGUGUUGAGGAGUUGUGUACUGUGUUCAUUAUUUUGCCAUUUCAUUUUUGAAGUCUGCUUUCAGAUCUAUGCAGGAAAGAUGGAUUGAAACUUAUUCCUGACUUGGGAGUAGGGCCUGCUGGGAAAAAGCUGUGCUCGGCCCUCUGCCCUGCCGACUGAGCAGGCCUUGCCCUGCAGAGAAGUGGGGACCAGGGACUUGCACAGCCCACCUAUCAAAGCAUACUGCUUAAGACAUCCAGAAACAAAAAAUCUGUAGCUAGUCAACUGGACACGGAGUACAGUACUGUGCUCCUGCCUUGGCUGCUGUCUGCACCGGGAAUAACAGCUGUUAUGGCUUCUGUUACCAUGGUGCAGGAUUUUUUUUUAUACUGUAUCUUUCCUUGGACAAGGAGUGAUGUGAUAUGCCAGUGUGUGUUUGUAGAUUCUUGUUUCUGUGGCAAUGAGGAGCAAGUGUGAAAAGCUGGUCUGGGAAUGCUUGUUUCUGUGGAAAUUAAAGCAACUAGUGGAGGCAUUGCUCGUUUCCAUGGAGACAACAGUACGUGAGGCCUGUGAAAGCUGCUUGUUUCCACAGAGACUGUGGUGAAUAUAAGAGGCUUGACCUUCCUCCCCACCCCCCACCCCUUUCUCCCCAGUGAAUCAUAAAACUGAAAACCUGGUACUUGAUAAGCCAAUCACAAUUCUCCCAGAGGCUGUGGAGUGAAAUGGUGAUGAAAUCCAUGUUAAUAUCCCACCUUUUUACCCCAAGACAUCACAAACGUGAGCAGCAGUCUCGUGGAUCUUCCAACCUGGCUGAUGACACCUAUUGCCUCACGGUGGUCAUCAGCCCAAUCAUGGUCAAAGAACAUGUAUUGCUCAGAUGGAGGCAAUUUGCCAUGCCACGUUUGUGCUGUCCGAAGUAAGGUUAAUGAGACUUCCCAGCCCCCAGACGAGGCCAUGGGAAGUCUCAUUGUCUUUACUUCAGAGCAGUGGCCACUGAGGUUUUCUCCCUCUUCCAGGCAGUGGGGUCCAGAUCAUCACCAUCCUCUGGAUUUAAAAGAAAAAGCCUCAGCUCCUCUUAUUAUAUUCUUUUGCUCACUGUUAUUGAAAAAUGGUACCUACUAUGCUGUAAAGAAAAAAAUUUGAGAAGGAAACUGCUAAUUUCUGAGAUACUUGAAUGUUUCCCAGUUGACACUCAUUGGGUUUGUACUAAUUGUUUACUGAGAAGAAACAUAGUAAAUAACUAAAUAUACAAAAAGUAUUGUAUACCAAAGCUACGAGUAAUAAACCAGCAUCCUUGAGACUAGUUUGUAGAUUUUUGUACUGAAGGAAUGCAAUUUUAGUGCUUUUAAAGAGACUUGUAAUCUGAAUGUUUCUUUUUAGUUUAUGCAUUUGACUGUCAAACCCAGCACAAGUUUUAUAAUUUGAUUAUCACUUGACUCUUGGAUAUACUAUAUAUUGUUUUGGUAUAUUUGUGUAUGUCACUUAUCUAUAAUCAACUCAUGAAGACAAUGUUUUAAAUAGACUAAUUGUCAACAAAAAAUAUGUAUUGAAAAUGGGUAAGUUUAUUUGUGCAUUUCCUCUUGGAACUGUGAACAUAUUGUAGCCAAAACCCUCUGUGGUUGUCUCAGUAUGAAAGUACAAUACAUGCAACUUGAUUUUCCUUUAUAAAAAAUGAUU